AUCAUAACAAAACGUUUUUAAUUCCUCUCAUAACAAGAUAUAAUUGUGUAAAAAUAGUUUUUACAAGAAGGACCAAAUUUUAAAAUGCAGUCAAGCAAAGCCUUUUUAAAGAGUUUUAUUCCCGUAAAGAUCUACCAGUCGGCCAGUUCUUUAUAUAUGACCUGCAUAUCGAAGCUACCACGGAACUCUUUUCAGCCGGCGUGUGAUCAUAGUUUAGUGAUCGAACAGACCUUGGUUUCAGCCGUCGAUGAGAAACUUUGUCCCUUGGAAUAUGCAAAAAGGCAGCGUGAAGCCCGUGAGAUUCUUCUUAAGUCGCAAGAGAAUCGUUAUCUGCAGAUGUGCCAAAGCCAGAAUUCCGCGGACCAGGAUGGUGUUCUAACUGAUGAAGAUGAUGAUGAGGAUGGCAGAGAGCCAGUGCGUCUAAAAUCAGAGAUUUUGCUCACGGAAUACCGGAGGCUGUACGAAGAACCCUCCAAAACGGCAAUAAUGGACACACUACCCUUGAAAGAGAUCAAACAAUACAUGUCGCUGGCACUGAGUCUUUGCCUCGUGGCCGGCAGUGUGUUUAUUUUGGUCGAGUGCGGCAACCAUAACUAUUUCCUAUGACCGAUUACCAAGAUAUAAAGACAUAUUGAACUGCGGCGAACACGACGAGCACAACAAAACGGCGAAUCAAAUAAAUCAUAUAAAGACCGGGAAAAUUGAGGAAAUGCCGCUUAUGUAAAGUAGAAUAUCCGCUGGCAGGCGAACGGAAGGCGAGGUGCGAAAACAAUAAAAACGGACGGAAGUGGACAGGGACGGAAACCGACGACGGUUCCGUCGAUCGUUAUACUGUUUUCCGACCAAUGCCGCA
Drosophila elegans is the source of this 853-nucleotide messenger RNA. RefSeq lists its product as uncharacterized. The record is from RefSeq and is a predicted model, not a curated record. NCBI's taxonomy places the organism in Eukaryota, Metazoa, Arthropoda, Insecta, Diptera, Drosophilidae. The transcript is spliced from 3 exons. Bases 85 to 606 code for a protein of 173 amino acids.